GUACGACAGAUGCGGUACGACAGAUGCGAGUAACGAAAUGAGCUUGUGAGCACCGAAUCGGUACUUAGGAGUCAACCGAUGUACCCGUUACUCAGUAACGAAUACAUGCGGUUUGAUCCAGUUGUACAUCGAAGUGUCGACGCUUUACUUAAAUUUCUAGCCUGGCUAACAGACGUUAAUCACGCAGCAGGAAGAGAAGAAGAAGAAUUGUAACUAUGUUUUUAACACGUGCGCAAUAAAUGUCGCGGGAAUUGUUUUGAAUGUGAAAUGUGAGUUUGUGUAUCGUUGGUUAGUGAUCUUUAGUCAGGUUAAUGGCUCAAUCAUUAGAAGAAAUCAAGAAAAGAAGGGAAAGUCUCCCGAUUUAUCGAGCGAAAAGGGAAUUGUUGCAAGCAAUUUAUCGAAAUAAAACCAUUAUUUUAUUAGGGGAAACUGCAUGCGGUAAAACUACUCAAAUUCCUCAGUAUAUGUUAGAGGGUGGCAUGGCAGGAAACAAGUGUAUUGGCGUGACUCAGCCUAGGAGGGUUGCUGCAGUAACUAUUGCACAACGAGUAGCUGAAGAAGUGAGAACUGAACUUGGUGGUAAAGUUGGAUAUAGCAUUAGGUUUGAAAAUGUAACAUCCAGCGCAACAAAAAUUAAGUAUCUUACUGAUGGUAUGCUGCUACGAGAAUCCAUUGAUAAUCCCUUAUUAGUAGAUUACAGUGUGAUAAUCUUGGAUGAGGCUCAUGAGAGAACUUUAUGCAUGGACAUUCUUUUGGGGAUUGUGAAAUUAGCUCAAAAGUUACGAGAACAGCAAAAAAUGCUACCACUGAAAAUAAUAGUUAUGUCUGCUACUUUAGAUUAUGGUCCCUUCUCAAAAUAUUUUGAUGAUGCACCUGCAUAUGUCGUCUGUGGUCGGGAAUAUAAUAUACAAAUAUUAAAUUCUCAAACAAAACAGGAAGGAUUAUGUACAUCAGCUUUAGUUACUGUUUUCCAAAUUCACCAAAAUGAAGAUGAUGGGGACAUUUUAGUUUUUUGUACUGGACAAGAGGAAAUUGAUUCCAUGGUACUUGAAAGCAAAAAAGUUGCUCUUGAAUUGCCUUUAGGUUGUAAGCGAAUUCUUCCCUGUGCUUUGUAUUCUGCACUUCCAACAGAUCAUCAGACUGCAGCAUUUAAACCAGCGCCAUUGGAUGUAAGGAAGGUUAUUUUUUCAACAAACAUAGCUGAGACUUCAGUGACAAUACCUGGGAUUAAGUAUGUGAUUGAUACUGGAAUGGUAAAAGAAAAAUCAUAUAAUUCAAGUGGAUUUGACAUACUGAGUAUUAAGCGGAUAUCAAAAGCACAGGCUGAUCAAAGAACAGGACGAGCUGGUAGAGAAGUAAAUAUAUCUUAUUGGAAACGUUUUGUGAAUAAACUUAAUUGUUUUAUUUUCAGGUGUUGUCUUUCCAGUGCUAUACUUCAAAUGGUUGCAGCAGGAAUUAGAAAUGUAGCAAAAUUUGAUUUUAUUGAUAGACCAUCAGAUGAGAAUAUUGCAGCUGCUAUCAAACAACUGAAACUUCUUGAAGCAAUAGUUGAAAAUGAUGGAAUAUUAGAAUUGACUGACUGUGGGAGGAAAAUGGUUACCUUUCCCUUAGAUCCUAGGUUUUCUAAAAUGAUUUUAACUUCUAAAACAUACAAGUGCACGGAUGAAAUUUUAACCAUAAUAUCUCUACUGUCUGUCGAUUCCAUAUUCUAUGCAUCAUUAGCUCAGAGGGAGAAAUUUGCUGAAGUGCGAGAAAAAUUUGAAUCUUCAGAAGGAGAUCUGAUUAUGCUCCUUAAUGUAUAUAAAGCAUAUAAAAAUAGUAAAGGAAUUCCGUCUUGGUGUUAUGAAAAUUGUGUAAAUGCACGCAAUAUUAAAAAAGCGAUCACUGUGCGAAAGCAGCUAAGUAGUCUGUGUGAAAAAAUUGGGAUUAAAUCCUGUUCAUGUAAUAAAGAAACUAUUCGAAUAAGAAAAUGUUUGGCUUCUGGACUUUUUAUGAAUGCUGCACAACUUCAGAAGGAUAAAACUUACAAGAUGAUAGAAGGCCAUCAAAUAGUCAAAAUUCACCCAUCUUCCUGUUUGUUUAAAGCUCUGCCUUCUUGCUGUCUCUAUACAGAACUUGUACAAACAUCCAAGUUUUUUAUGAGAAAUGUUACUUCAAUAUGGGAAGAAACAUUAUUAGAAGUUGCACCAUUGUAUUGCAAAGAUAAACCCAUACAACGUUUCCAGUUAGUUCCAGUUUUUGAAUCUAGCUCUGUGAAUUUCCCUCAUAGGCCUGAAGAUUAUGAAAAUUCCAAAAAGAGAAAGAGGUGAAUUUACCUCAUAGGCUUAAAGACUUCAAAUGAA
This is a messenger RNA of Stegodyphus dumicola, 2342 nucleotides long. It is a transcript of the gene ath, whose product is annotated as ATP-dependent RNA helicase DHX33. Gene Ontology annotation, molecular function: helicase activity; double-stranded RNA binding; ATP binding. Gene Ontology annotation, cellular component: nucleolus; intracellular anatomical structure. The record is from RefSeq and is a predicted model, not a curated record. Gene Ontology annotation, biological process: positive regulation of transcription by RNA polymerase I. Lineage: Eukaryota; Metazoa; Arthropoda; Arachnida; Araneae; Eresidae.